Messenger RNA from Suillus subaureus, 471 nucleotides. RefSeq names its product WD40-repeat-containing domain protein. Gene Ontology annotation, cellular component: nucleolus. The transcript has a single exon. The record is from RefSeq and is a predicted model, not a curated record. Gene Ontology annotation, molecular function: protein binding. Gene Ontology annotation, biological process: ribosomal large subunit assembly. NCBI's taxonomy places the organism in Eukaryota, Fungi, Basidiomycota, Agaricomycetes, Boletales, Suillaceae. The annotation marks the transcript as partial.
GUAUGGACGGUGGCCUAUUCUCCCAAUGGAACCAAAAUUGCGAGUGGGGUGGAGGGUUGCACCAUUAGCAUCUGGAACGCAGCGACUGGCAAACAGCAAACACAACCACUUUCUCAUGGCAAGACAGUGUGCUCGAUAGUCUGGUCUCCAGACAGUCGUCGUAUCAUUUCUGCCUGUAAUGAUGGCCAGAUCCACUUCUGGAGUGCACCGGUCGCCAGUGGUGCCCAACUCGGGUCCCCACUGCAAGCGCAUUUCGACAAGAUUAACUUGUUGGCCAUCUCACCUAAUGGCGAACUGAUAGCCAGUCACGGUGCGUCCAGGGAUCACACUGCAAGGGUGUGGAGCACCUCCACUCGCAAGCCUUUCGGUCGUGUGCUCCAGCAUGCCGAUAGGGUAUCUACGAUAGCCUUCUCGCCGGACGGCCAGCAUGUUGUCACAGGGGACGUGCAGAACACAAUUUUUUUGUGGGAU